CUCAAUUUAGUAUAUUUGUAAUAAAACGCUUCAGAAACUUGUGCUCUCUCAAAAAACGAAGGCUGUGAAAUCGGAAAUGCCUUUCCCAACAAUCACAUGACAGGAAACAGGUAGAGGCAACAUGGCGGAGGAAGAACAACAACAAGAGGGGAUGGCUCAGAAAGAAGCUGAUGGAUUGAAUUGUCUUGCAUACGAUGAAGCUAUAAUUGCACAACAAGAUAGAAUUCAGCAGGAGAUUGCCACCAGCAUCUCCCUUGUGUCAGACCAGCAGGACCUAGCUAUACUUAAGAAAGAGUAUGCUGAAGAUGACACCAUUUACCAGCAAAAGAUAAGGGAUUUGCAGAAGAAGUACACAUUCAUACGAAAGACGCGUCCAGAUGGAAACUGCUUCUACAGAGCUUUUGGGUUCUCAUACCUGGAGUCUUUACUGGAUGAUAGCAAGGAACUGCACAGGUUCAAAGCUGUUGCUGCCAAGAGUAAAAUGGACCUAGUAAGCCAAGGUUUCACAGAGUUUACCAUUGAAGAUUUUCACAAUACGUUCAUGGACCUGAUUGAGGUGUGCGAUAAGCAGCCAUCUGUAGGCGAGUUGCUUAACUCGUUCAAUGAGCAGAGUGUCUCAGACUACCUGGUGGUGUAUCUGCGGCUGGUGACCUCUGGCUUCCUGCAGAGAGAGGAGGACUUCUUCCAGCACUUUAUAGAGGGAGGACGCACUGUCCGGGAGUUCUGUCAGCAGGAGGUGGAACCCAUGUCUAAAGAGAGUGACCACAUCCACAUCAUAGCUCUUGCUCAGGCGCUGAAUGUGUGCAUCCUGGUGGAGUACAUGGACCGAGGGGAGGGAGGAACAGUCAACCACCACAUUUUCCCUGAAGACGGUGACCCCAAGGUGUUCCUGCUCUACCGACCAGGUCACUACGACAUCCUGUACAAGUAGCUGCUCAGGAUCUGCAACUGGCAAGGCCUCUCUUAUCUCAUAGUGCUGCGGCUGAUGUUCAACUGGACUUCAAUGCUGUGAAACUUGGAAUUUGUGAAUUUGGAAGCCCAGCACUCGAACUCGCCAUCUCUUCUCAGCUCCGCAAAGACAGAAUCGGCAGAUUCUGCGACUUCAGACACUGGACACUGUACAGUUCCUUUUUUUGUAUAACUCCAAACCCUUCUCCUACUCAGUUCUCUCAUGGUUAUCAUUCAGUGGGUUCUUUUUCUUUUGGUUAAAUGCUGUGUUUUAUUAUAGAGGUUGUGUUCGUUAUGAUGUUUGAGUGUGAGAAUAAAAAGUUUGCAAUAGGCA
Molecule: messenger RNA, 1282 nt
Organism: Astyanax mexicanus (Mexican tetra)
Lineage: Eukaryota; Metazoa; Chordata; Actinopteri; Characiformes; Acestrorhamphidae
Gene: otub1a
Product: OTU deubiquitinase, ubiquitin aldehyde binding 1a
Exons: 7
Coding region: 122-931 (269 amino acids)
Biological process (GO): protein K48-linked deubiquitination; negative regulation of double-strand break repair
Cellular component (GO): nucleus
Molecular function (GO): cysteine-type deubiquitinase activity; ubiquitin binding
Source: RefSeq, a predicted model, not a curated record